Lottia gigantea (owl limpet) is the source of this 1026-nucleotide messenger RNA. RefSeq lists its product as hypothetical. The annotation marks the transcript as partial. The transcript has a single exon. The record is from RefSeq and is a predicted model, not a curated record. NCBI's taxonomy places the organism in Eukaryota, Metazoa, Mollusca, Gastropoda, Lottiidae. Gene Ontology annotation, biological process: fatty acid metabolic process. Gene Ontology annotation, molecular function: fatty acid amide hydrolase activity. Gene Ontology annotation, cellular component: lysosome.
UUAGCCGCUGUGCUUUCUCUGUGUUCGACUCCCGUGUUUUGUGAUGUCCCAACCAUACCCGGAAGAUAUAUAUUAAACCUCGAUCUACCACCAGAACAAAGAUGGAAUGAUAUUGUUCCCAAAUAUAAAGAGGCAGUUAAAGACAUGCAUGAUCUUUUGGAAGAUUUUUUCGAAGAUGGUUUGGCUUUGAUAGAUUUUGUGGCAUCUGAGUUGGAUCAGUACAUACCAGCUCCGUAUGCAGAUGAAAUGCGAGGGAUAUCACUAGCUCUGAACAUGAGCCUUGGUGAAGUGGUCAUGUCUAAUUUGCUAUAUGAAUUACAAAUGACAUGUACAAGUAUUGUUCUUGAGGAUCAGAAAGGUGGAAUAUGGCAUUCCAGAAAUUUUGAUUAUGCUUACCUUGGGUCGAAACUACGAGAUAUUACCAUAUUGGUUGAUUUUCAACGAGGAGGCCAAACUGCUUAUACAGCAGCUACUUUUGUUGGUUAUGUUGGAAUCCUCUCUGGACAAAAACCAAACAAGUUUUCGAUUACUGUCAAUGGUAAGAACGACGAGGAGUUUCUCUUGACACUACUGGUAGCUCUUUUGGACAACAAAGCUAAACCUAUAGGAUUCCUUACAAGAGAUACCUUCGAGAAAGCUGAAUCCUUUCAAGAAACUGUUGAGAUGUUGACGGACACAGAUACAUUAGCUGAUGCAUAUUUUGCUGUAGCUGGAAUUAAAGAUCAAGAAGCUGUGGUUGUUACCAAGAGCAGACUUCAAUUAGCAGAUUACUGGUAUAUCAACACCACCCAAGGACAUUGGUAUGAUGUACAGACGAACUAUGACCAUGGGUUACCAGAGCCUUUUGGUGAUAUGAAUAAAACAAGAUUGGCAACAGAAGCUUUGGACAAGAUAGGACGUGGUCAUAUUGAUUUCGAUGCACUUGGUAGUGUUAUGUCUGUUGAAAAUGUUCUCAGCCACAUGACAGUUUAUACUGUUUUAAUGAAUCCAAGUCAACCGGAUCUCAUUAAACUUUUGGUGCGUCAC